This is a messenger RNA of Rotaria sp. Silwood1, 405 nucleotides long. The record is from the annotation of a GenBank genome assembly. Lineage: Eukaryota; Metazoa; Rotifera; Eurotatoria; Philodinida; Philodinidae.
AUGUGUACCAAUGAUUCGACAAGUUGGGCUUUUGCUGUAGCACCAAUUAUUUACGGUAUUAAUACAAGAACAUCUACUGUAACCGAAACCACUCCACAUCAAGGGAAUGAGAUUGAAGAUGAAGAAAACUUAUCGUCUUCAUUUGUUGAAUCAAAUGAUGCUUUAAUUGAUGAUCAAGAUGAUAAUUUAAUUAAUUUUAAGAAAGGUAUUGAUGCUGAAGUAGUUGAUCUUGUUAAUCAAUCAUCUGAUGAUGCUGUUUCUGGUUCAUUAGUUAAUACAUCAUCAACACUAAGAUCGUCAUCAAUUAUAGCAACAACAUCAACAAAACAUGGUUUGGUUCGUAAAAUCGCAACAAAUGAUUAUUUAACAACUACGAAUAAAAAAAAUGAAAUUACAUCAAGAUAA